Messenger RNA from Exophiala spinifera, 351 nucleotides. RefSeq lists its product as uncharacterized. Lineage: Eukaryota; Fungi; Ascomycota; Eurotiomycetes; Chaetothyriales; Herpotrichiellaceae. The record is from RefSeq and is a predicted model, not a curated record. The transcript is spliced from 2 exons. The coding region runs from base 1 to 351 and encodes 116 amino acids.
AUGUCCUGCCUCAGCCGAAGCUUGACGUCUCUGAGGGCUUCUGGAAAAUCACUGGUACCUCGCUCCGUGGCGACACUGCACACUUCUUCUGCCCGUCGAGGUCUGAACGAGGAGGAUAUCCACCGCGACGACCGAGACAAGGAGAUCGAACGCCAUAAGUCCGACAGUGUAGAGAAAGCCAAAACUGGCCGAGGAGAGUGGAAACCUGAGCUAGGAAGCAAGAGUGAACAAGCAGUUCGGGGAGACAAACACAACAUGACGAUGGAGCAGAUGCAAAAGUUGGGUUCGAAGAAAGCAGAAGAGGGCAAAAACCCUGCUGGAAGUGACAGCUCCAAAGGUUCAAGCGUAUAA